Molecule: messenger RNA, 1747 nt
Organism: Gossypium raimondii (Peruvian cotton)
Lineage: Eukaryota; Viridiplantae; Streptophyta; Magnoliopsida; Malvales; Malvaceae
Product: D-cysteine desulfhydrase 2, mitochondrial
Exons: 7
Coding region: 210-1436 (408 amino acids)
Molecular function (GO): D-cysteine desulfhydrase activity
Source: RefSeq, a predicted model, not a curated record
AACAAAGGGUGAAAAUUACGAACACAACGACAACAAAAACAAGCGUCCCGGCCGGGUCUGAGCUAAUUCAGGGAGCUGAGUGAAAUGAAACUUCAUUGUUGUCCCGCUAGAACUGCUUUAACGACUAUCAACAAAAAUGGGUUCCCUUCAGCUCAGUGUUUUCCCAACUCCAGGCACUCCCUAACACCAAACCAAGUGGUGAAGAGUUCAUGUCAAAAUUGCUUCGCAGAAGGUGGACAUUGCUCAGUCCUGAUACCAAUAUUCAUCAAAUUACAGUUUCUUCAAAACAAGGGCAAAAAGGAGGGGGAUUGUUUAGCAAUUUUUCUUUCUUAAACAAUAAUCAGCCUCAUCUUGGCAACAUGAUGCUUUAUGAAAAUCAAGGCUUAUAUUUCUAUAUUGUAAGGGAUGAUUUAUUGCACCCCUUUGUCAAUGGCAAUAAAGCAAGAAAACUGGACGGACUGCUUCCUCUCAUUGAAGAUCAUGGUGUGACUGAUGUGGUUACAUGUGGUGGUUGUCAAAGCGCGCAUGCAGCAGCUGUUGCUGUUUCUUGUGCAGAGAGAGGACUGAAGUCACACUUGCUUCUACGAGGAGAGCAGCCACAAAUUCUGACUGGCUAUAACUUGAUUUCAACAAUAUAUGGAAAUAUAACAUAUGUUCCAAGAACUUUUUAUGCCCACAGGGAAGAAAUGCUACAGACACAUGCUAGUAUGGUUGCAGGCCAUACAGGUAGCGUCGUAUAUUGCAGUGAUAUUAUUGAUUCUUCUCUAGCGUCCCAGACAUUUGAGUGUUCAAAGUUUGUGCAAAGGGAUGCUCCUAGAGGCACCGAAAACCACUCAAGGAAGGUUGCGAUAGUCAAUGAAGGUGCUAAAGAUGCUGUUGCAUUACUAGGUAUGUUUCGGCUGGUUGACUACUUAUCUCGGGACCAUUUACUUGGGAAAAAAAGGGCUUUCAAUUUUGUUGUGGAUUCUGGUACUGGAACAACUGCUGUUGGUUUAGGCCUUGCUGCCAUGUAUCUAGGGCUUCCAUGGAAGAUUACAGCAGUAAUGUUGGCUGACACAAUGGACACUUACAGACAACAAGAGAGACGAUUAAUUGCUGAAUUCAAGAGGCAAUUUCGUUUUCUUCUUGAUAGUCACAAACUAAAUGGAGGUAAUGAUGGAAUUGUGCACUGGGUUGACCGUUGCCAUCCAAGAAAAUUUGGCAAUGUUUUGGAAGGAGAAAUAGAAGCUUGCCAACAAGUUGCACAGCAAACUGGUAUUCCAUUGGAUCCUGUAUAUACUUUAGCAGCUUGGGAAAUGGCCACAAGAAUUACCUGUGCACAUGAAGAUGAUUCCAAUGUGGUGAUACUUCACACUGGUGGGACACUGGGCAUGUUCGGAUUAGCACAGAGGUACAAAUCAUACUUUGGUAUGCUGAACACUGCAAUAAAGAGUUGAUUUUGUGUUCUAAUUCGUAAGAGCUUCAUGUUAAUCUUGGCGGGGAGGUAGAAUACGAGAAACAGGGUAAGAGAGAAACGAACAGGGUCCUACUAUUUGGUGUUAAAGAGUUAAUUUUUGUAAAUCUUUCUGCGAAAUUUGGUAUUCAAACUGGAGUCAUAUCUGUGUGUACGUUUAAUGUGUGGUUUCAGAACACUGACAGAACAUGAGGUGAAUACCAUUAACUCGGCACAUGAUGAUCUUAAAUUUUGGGUUUGAAUGGCAGUACUUCAAUGCUAUGGAAUCCUCAAACUUGUAGGGUUUAUUUUUCA